Messenger RNA from Emiliania huxleyi CCMP1516, 961 nucleotides. RefSeq lists its product as hypothetical. The record is from RefSeq and is a predicted model, not a curated record. The annotation marks the transcript as partial. NCBI's taxonomy places the organism in Eukaryota, Haptophyta, Isochrysidales, Noelaerhabdaceae. The transcript has a single exon.
CCCCCUCGGGGCCUCCGAUGAGCCGCGCUCUCCAGGCCAUCUGCGUGCGGCAGCUCACCUGCUACGGGCUCCUGCUGCUCCAGCUCUACGCGGCGUGGGCGAGAGGCCAGCUCGUCGGCCACCCCUCGGUCGGCGCGAGCCUCGCGGGCCUCUGCGCCGGUUGCGUCGGCGUCGCGUGGCGCUCGCGGCCGGCCUUUGCUCAGCUGAUGGCCCCCGUCGCUUUGCUCCACCUCGUGAUUGCCGCGCUGCACGCGCUGCCUCUGCUGCGGUGGGCGGCGAGGCAGCGCUUCGGCUUCCUCGGCCUCGCCGUCCCCGCCCUGCUCCACUUCGUCGCCGCCGUCCUCGCCGCCAUGGGGCUGCAGGCGGCCGCGAGCGCCGGCGCCGUCGCCGCGCGCCGCGUCGAGCGGAGAGAGCCGCCGGCGCCGUUUUCGCGCUCGCUCACCUCGCCGCGCCGAGCGCCGGCGCUGGUGGGGCGGGGGCAGGCGGCGGCCGUGCACAGGGCGCCGCCGAUGCCGCCCCUGCCGCAGGCAGACCCUCGGAAGGCCUCCUGACGCGCCUGACAACGUCUUGUGAUCUUGUCUUUGGCGCGUGGUGGCCACCGGCUAGCCAUCAGCGGCGACCGACCGACCGGAGGCGAGUGCGUCCGGCGUGCUCUCUGAAGAGCUGUGCUGUGAGCGUGAGGGUCCGCCCGCAGGCGCAUUUUGGAUCCCGAGGCGGUGCCCGGAAAACGCCUUUUUUUCCUGAGCCCUGUUACGCACAUCCAGGGCCCUAUGUGCGCGCGCCGAGCUUUGGUCGUCGUCAGCGGAGCUGCGGUCAGCGCCGUCGGCGUGACGGUCUCCUGUCCAGAGUGCAGAGACGCCAAAAUGCUUAGGGGACGCGGGGGGGUUACGGCUUACGGGGGUUUCUCCGCUGCGGAGUCGUGCGUGCGCGGGGCUCCUCUUUGCGAAUACUCCCUACAUAC